Messenger RNA from Brassica napus (rape), 821 nucleotides. RefSeq lists its product as uncharacterized. The record is from RefSeq and is a predicted model, not a curated record. Lineage: Eukaryota; Viridiplantae; Streptophyta; Magnoliopsida; Brassicales; Brassicaceae. The transcript has 2 exons. The coding region runs from base 188 to 739 and encodes 183 amino acids.
CCAAUAAACGAAUCAUUCAGCGCAGAGGAAAUCCAAAUCCCUUGCAAAGAACAAAGAAUAUAAGAAGCUAUCAGAUAGAUCAUCCUCACAAUCACCAACCUUCGUUUAUUUCCCCGAUAAAAUUAGAAUUAAGAGGCAAAUUUCAGCAAUAUUUUGCUUAUCUGUUGCAUUCUUUGAUAUUUAAAUAAUGGCAGUAACUAAGGAAGGUGGACCGACGCACUUUUACGAGGAAAUCGAACCCUUUUGUCGAUGGAGGAGAACGGAAGACGUCGACAUAGUUGAGCUACAUCUUCCUUCAGGUUUGAAGAAAGAGCAUCUUAAAAUACAAAUUAGCAACACCGGUAUACUAACAAUAACAGGAAGCUGUCCUGUGGACAAAACCAAAUCAAUCAAGUUUAGGAAAGAAACGAAAGUUGAAAAGAGUUGUAACAGAAAUGAGAUUCGUGCAAAGUUCUCGAAGGGAGUUUUAUACGUGACAAUGCCAAAGACAAGCCCCACAGCAGUGGCUCCUUAUCUUGGUUCUCAGGGAAACACAUCAGGAACUCGAGUCAGUAAAUCGGAUGCUGAUGGGAGUAAUAUAGCUAAGUGUGGACGUGAAUCUCAUAGUAAGUUUAGCUCAUUGAGGGAAAAACUAUGGAGGAAGCCAAUCAUUGAGGGUGUGGCAGCCCUGGUGGUUGUGGUUGUUGCUGUUGUAGGAGCGGUUAAAGCCUACCAAUGUGUUAUUGCAUCACCCGUUUGAUCAUAUUUCAAUAUGUCUACGUUGUUUCCAAUGGUAUAAUUAAAUAAAUAAUUUGUUUUUACUCUACAGAAACUUUCUUUAA